Messenger RNA from Cynoglossus semilaevis (tongue sole), 3354 nucleotides. RefSeq names its product E3 ubiquitin-protein ligase MARCH6 (gene marchf6). Gene Ontology annotation, cellular component: endoplasmic reticulum membrane. The record is from RefSeq and is a predicted model, not a curated record. Gene Ontology annotation, molecular function: zinc ion binding. The transcript has 25 exons. NCBI's taxonomy places the organism in Eukaryota, Metazoa, Chordata, Actinopteri, Pleuronectiformes, Cynoglossidae. The coding region runs from base 161 to 2911 and encodes 916 amino acids. Gene Ontology annotation, biological process: ERAD pathway.
AUAAACGUUAGCACUCAGCUUGUCAAGAAACCAUUUCAUGGCUGUCAAUACAUCGGACACGUAAGGUCUUGCUAGCUUAACUUAGCCAGUGUAUGUCGUGGAUGGGUUCACUGAACAAGGCACAGUUUCAACAAACGGCGACUGGUGCUUAACGAGCAACAUGGAUACCGCUGAGGAAGCGGAUAUUUGUCGUGUGUGCCGCUCGGAGGGGACCCCGGACAAACCACUGUAUCACCCCUGUGUCUGCACUGGCAGUAUCAAGUUUAUUCACCAGGAAUGUCUGGUUCAGUGGCUGAAGCACAGCAGAAAGGAGUACUGUGAAUUAUGCAAGCACAGAUUCGCUUUCACACCAAUCUACUCCCCAGACAUGCCCUCACGUCUACCUAUACAGGACAUCUGUGCUGGUCUUCUGACCAGUGUGGGCACAGCGAUACGCUACUGGUUCCAUUAUACACUAGUGGCCUUUGCUUGGCUUGGGGUUGUUCCACUAACUGCAUGUCGCAUCUACAAGUGUCUGUUUACAGGCUCUGUGAGCUCACUUUUGACACUGCCUCUGGACAUGCUCUCUACAGAGAACCUGCUAGCAGACUGUCUUCAGGGCUGCUUCGUUGUCACAUGCACCUUGUGUGCAUUUAUCAGUCUGGUGUGGCUUAGAGAGCAGAUAGUCCAUGGUGGGGCCCCCCAGUGGUUAGAGCAGCAUCAUCCACCUCCACCUAAUGCUGCUGGACAAGCCAACGAGGCACAGGCAGCAGGUCAGGGAGCAGCAAAUGAGCCCCCUGCAGCUCAGCCAGCGCCAGCAGAGCCUCCAGCCCAGAAUGAGGCAGAGCCUGAGCCCCCGGAUGCUCCCCCAGACCAAGGUGAUGACGCAGAGCUUGAGGAAGAGGAGGGAGCAGCAGCUGAAGAUGCAGAUGCUAAUAAUGGAGCACAAGAUGACAUGAACUGGAAUGCAUUGGAGUGGGAUAGAGCAGCAGAAGAGCUCACCUGGGAAAGGAUGCUUGGCCUUGAUGGUUCCCUGGUGUUUUUGGAGCAUGUGUUUUGGGUCGUGUCGCUGAACACACUCUUCAUCCUGGUCUUUGCCUUUUGUCCAUACCACAUCGGUCACUUCUCUGUUGUUGGUCUUGGCUUUGAAGAAUAUGUCCAAGCCUCCCACUUCGAGGGCUUGAUCACAACAAUUGUAGGUUACAUACUGCUGGCCAUGACGCUCAUCCUCUGUCACGGACUGGCUGCCCUGGUCAGGUUCCAGCGCUCCCGUCGUCUCCUGGGAGUCUGCUACAUCGUCGUCAAGGUCUCUCUUUUGGUUGUUGUGGAGAUUGGUGUGUUUCCUCUCAUCUGUGGCUGGUGGCUUGACAUCUGCUCAUUGGAGAUGUUUGAUGCCUCUCUGAAGGACAGAGAGUUAAGUUUUAAGUCAGCACCUGGAACCACAAUGUUCUUGCACUGGCUCGUAGGAAUGGUUUAUGUCUUCUACUUUGCAUCGUUCAUUCUUCUGCUAAGAGAGGUGCUGAGACCUGGUGUGCUGUGGUUUCUGAGAAACCUCAAUGACCCAGAUUUCAACCCUGUGCAAGAGAUGAUCCAUCUGCCAAUCUACAGACAUCUGCGGCGCUUCAUCCUGUCCGUGGUGGUGUUUGGGUCAAUCGUGUUGCUCAUGCUGUGGCUGCCCAUCAGACUGAUAAAAUUACUGCUGCCUACCUUCCUGCCGUACAAUGUCAUGCUGUACAGUGACGCUCCAGUCAGUGAGUUGUCUCUGGAGCUAUUAUUACUUCAGGUUGUGCUGCCAGCUCUGUUGGAGCAGGGACACACUCGCCAGUGGCUCAAAGGUCUAGUCAGAGCCUGGACAGUCAGUGCCGGGUAUCUGCUUGACCUUCACUCCUACCUCCUCGGAGAACAGGAGGACAACGAUACAAACCAGCCUGUGAACAAUAAUAACAACAAUAACCCUCCCCCUGGACACCAUAACAACAACAACAACCCUGCUCCAGCUGUUGGGGAGGGGCUUCAUGCAGCCCAUCAGGCCAUUCUUCAGCAAGGAGGGCCAGUGGGUUUUCAACCUUACCACCGACCCCUUCGCUUUCCAUUCAGGAUUGUGCUGCUGAUAGCGUUCAUGUGCAUCACUCUGCUGGUCGCCAGUCUGGUGUGUCUCACUUUACCAGUGUUUACCGGCCGCUGGCUUAUGUCCUUUUGGACAGGAAACUCAAAAAUCCAUGAGCUGUACACAGCAGCAUGUGGCCUGUAUGUCUGCUGGCUGUCUAUUCGUGGGGUCACUGUGCUGUUGGCCUGGAUGCCACAGGGUCGCAGAGUCAUUCUAAACAAAGUUCAGGAGUGGACCCUAAUGAUCCUGAAGACGUUGGUUGUAGCUCUGCUGGUUGCUGGAGUGAUCCCACUGCUGUUGGGUCUACUGUUUGAGCUGGUAAUCGUAGCUCCACUCAGGGUACCCCUGGACCAAACACCCCUCUUCUACCCCUGGCAGGACUGGGCCCUUGGUGUUCUUCAUGCCAAAAUCAUCGCUGCCAUCACUCUCAUGGGUCCCCAGUGGUGGCUGAAGACUGUUAUUGAACAGGUCUAUGCUAAUGGGAUUCGCAACAUCGACCUCCAAUUCAUCAUCCGUAAACUGGCAGCUCCAGUCAUUUCAGUCCUGCUGUUGUCUUUGUGUGUUCCGUAUGUAAUCGCUGCUGGAGUGGUGCCAGCUGUGGGAGUGACCCCAGAGAUGGAAAUUCUAAUGCAGAGGAGGAUUUAUCCAUUCCUCUUGAUGGUAGUCUCUCUCAUUGGAAUUCUGUCCUUCCAGAUCCGACAGUUUAAACGGCUUUAUGAGCAUAUUAAAAAUGACAAGUACCUUGUGGGCCAAAGACUUGUCAACUACGAACGAAAAGCUGGAAGAGCUGGCUCUAGCCCCGCCCCCAGUUCUGUCCCAGAGUAGACUUUUGUGUCACCAGUCACAUCAACAGUUUCUGUUACUUCGUGUACACCUUGCCCUGAUUUUCUUUUGAUUUUUUUUUUUUUCAACAAAUGGAAUCUUUGCAAAUCUCCCAUGGAUGUAAAUGUAUGUCGUUCACUGUUUCUUAAAUUCCCUCUCAUGUGUUGAAGGGGAAAUCAUGUUAUAAUCAUGGUACAGCCGUGAGAAGAAUUCCCUCUGUAAUGGAGAGACUGGAAGUGAAGAUUAUUGGGAUUUCAUUCAAAGCCCAACAUCUGUUAUUGUUCAUGCCUUGCUUUGUAAAGUGCUGCCUGAUAAUUGUACAUGUGUAAAUACUUUGAACGCAGACUUUGUCUUACCAAAAGAAGAGAGAAAAAUAGGGAUUAAUGCGAUGACCAUUGUACAUCUUAAAAGUGUAUGUAUAAUUUAUUAAAUCAAACUGAAAAAUU